CAAACCUUUGCCGGCGAUCAAUCCACCGGAGGCAAUGGCAUCAAUUUCCUCCACUAUAACCUACUGGCUCGUUAACCACCCCUACAUCGCCAAUUUCACUUGGAUCGAAGGUGAAACCUUAGGCUCCACCGUCUUCUUCGUCUCCGUCGCUGUCUCCGUUUACCUCUCCGCCACAUUCUUCCUCCGAUCCGUCAUCGAUUCACUCCCCUCACUCAGUCCCCGUAUCCUCAAACCAAUCACAGCCGUUCACAGCCUAAUCCUCUGUCUCCUAUCCUUAAUCAUGGCCGUUGGUUGCACUCUCUCCAUAACCUCGUCUCACGCGUCUUCAGAUCCGACGGCGCGUUUCCUUCACGCGAUUUGUUUCCCCGUCGACGUUAAACCUAACGGACCGCUUUUCUUCUGGGCUCAAGUCUUCUACCUCUCCAAGAUCCUCGAGUUCGGAGACACCAUCCUCAUCACCCUCGGCAAAUCAAUCCAACGGCUCUCGUUCCUCCACGUCUACCACCACGCGACGGUUGUGGUCAUGUGUUAUCUCUGGCUCCGAACUCGCCAAUCGAUGUUUCCGGUUGCGCUCGUGACGAAUUCGACGGUACACGUCAUCAUGUACGGUUACUACUUCCUCUGCGCCGUUGGAUCGAGGCCCAAGUGGAAGAGAUUGGUGACGGAUUGCCAGAUUGUGCAGUUUGUUUUCAGUUUCGGAUUAUCCGGUUGGAUGCUCCGAGAGCAUUUAUUCGGGUCGGGUUGCUCCGGGAUUUGGGGAUGGUGUUUCAACGCUGCGUUUAAUGCUUCUCUGUUGGCUCUCUUUUCCAACUUCCAUUCAAAGAAUUAUGUCAAGAAGACAAGAGAGGUGGUUGGCAUAAAAAGCGAUUAGAUUAGUUUCUUGGACAAUAGUUAAAACCUCUCAUUGUGUCUUGAAUUGUUUUCAUUAGUUUCCCCACAAAAGGAUUAAUUGUCUUGAAUUGUUAAUUAUUUUGAAAUUUGGUCUCUGUGUUGUUAAUUGAAAAUGUUGAGAUACUUUGAUAGUGUUUUACAAAUAAGAUGACAGAAAAUGU
This is a messenger RNA of Arabidopsis arenosa, 1052 nucleotides long. Lineage: Eukaryota; Viridiplantae; Streptophyta; Magnoliopsida; Brassicales; Brassicaceae. The record is from the annotation of a GenBank genome assembly.